AACGCCUGCUUUAGCCAGAGUUCACUCGUGUUUCGGGUCGUCCACUUGAGCAAAUAUCACAGAGUCAUUGUGUUUGUCGUAAUGGCUUCCAUAUUUUUAAACACUCCCAGUGAACACUGCGUCUUAUUCUGGCAUCUCACACGGUUUCUUGUGUCACUAAAGUUCAUGGAAAUAGUUAUCGCAAAAAGCCCCCGAAACAAACGUGACGUUCACUAAAUAUAAAUACAACGGUUACAAAAUGAUAUGCAUCUCUUAAUGAAGUUGACUCCUCCAUAUUGUUUUUCUACUCUAGUCUUUAGCAAAAUAUUAGUGUUUUUACACCAGUAUUUUUCAACCUUUUUUGAGCCAAGGCACAUUUUUUUCCAUAAAAAAAAAAAUUGUGAGGCACACCACCAGCAGAAUAUAUAACAUUUAACUCAGCAGCCGAUAUUAACAGUGAAAAGUCGUUCUCGCAGUUGUUGGAUAUCAAAUCAUAACUGUAGUGGAAUUUCUGACCUUUUGAACCAUAGUUUGUGUCUGUCGAAGUCCGAAAAGAGAACGAGGUCGAAAAGCAUUAAGAAUGUCUGCUCGUUUCUCUUUUUUCUAUUCUGUGCCAUUGAAGGAGCAUAUGUGGGAGAGAGUUGAAUAUAUGGUCGGUCUGACCAUUCUACAAAAUGUUUUGAUUGUUUAUUAUGGCUAAAGGAUUCAAGGAGGUUGCAGAAUAAACAGGUCCAAAACAACGGGACCUUGACACAUGAGGAAAACACAUAAAUGGCCAAGUAGACCCAGCCUAUGUAUGAUUCGGAUGAUUCUCGAUUCAUCCAACGUCUCCGGAGGACGUUGUCCAAUCCAACCUUGUAAUAUUUGAUUAUGGCAACAUGAACAUAGACUAUAAAUGCUCAUAGCAGCACAACAGUGGGAUGGCAACCACUGAGGAUGUGAGCAUGUCCACGGAGCAGGUGGUGAUGGUGAAGACGGAUGGUGAGGCUGAUGAUCUGAAUAAAACCCAAGUCAUCCUCCAGCUCCAGUCCCUUACGGCUGGAGAUGAGACUGCUGAAAUAAAUGCAUCUGUCAUGACUGAUGAAACACAUCCAGAAGAUGCUGAGGAAGUAGAUGUUGAAGAUGGCUGCCCUAUAACAUGCGGUGACAGUAAAGCCAUGUUGCUGGUGAAGAAGUUUGUAUGCCCAGGAAUCAAUGUAAAAUGUGUAAAGUAUGAAGAUCAGCUGAUCAGUCCGAAGCAGUUUGUACACAUUUCUGGAAAGGCUACACUGAAAGACUGGAAACGAGCAAUCCGAAUGGGCGGCGUCAUGUUAAGGAAAAUAAUGGAUUCAGGCCAGCUUGACUUCUAUCAACACAGUACGUUGUGUACAAACACUUGUCGAAGCACCAAGUUUGACCUCCUAAUCAACAACACACGGUUCCCACCUGACAGCAGUGGACUCACAUCUUCUCCGGCUCAGGAGUCCUUGGAAGCGAAGACUGGAGGUGACAAUACAACCGUGAAGCCAGUCGAAAAGGCCAACUGGGUUUCAAGUUCAUUGGACUCCGCAAACAAGGACUCUCCGGAACUCUCAGAGGAAACACUGAACUUUUGGAUAGGAAUUGCUGAUGUGGGUUUGCUGGGAGAAGUGGUGGCCAAAAUCAGCAGUGAGUUGCUGGAGCUGUUGAAGAAUAUGCCGUUGGUCAAGGAGUCAGCUUUCUUACAGGACACAGAGAUCGCAGUGCUUAGUAAUCUUGGUCAGGUGUUUGGACUGCUGGAUACGGUCAAGAAGAUGCUGGAGAAGAGGAGGCAGCAGACUGAUCCCAACCAGGAGAACAUUCUCAGCAUCCUCAGCAACUUGGACCUGCAGUUGGUGGAACAGCAAAAGCAGCAACAGGUUCAAUCUCUUCUCACAUGCCCACAGCUGCCUGCCAAAAGCGGAAGUGCCACCAAACGUCCGACAAAGAGACCUCGUUUGCAGAGGCCCAUAACUAACGCCACCAUCCUGACGUCCAGCUGUAACGAUCAGACUGCCGUGACAACGCCGCAGUUCACCAUUCUGUCCCCGAUCUCAUUAUCCUCGCUAUGUCAGCCAUUCACUGUGGCGGACUUACCCAUCGCCUCCUUAGCCCAGACGUCCAACACCGUCACGCUGUUCCCCACCGGCUCACAGCUCUUCACGCGUUACAUGGUGACCGGGGAUGGAAAAGCGGACAGUAUUGCCUUGCACACGUCUCCUGGCCUCACGCUGGUGGACGCCAGCUCUAUGCAGGACUCCGGACAUUUAAGUACGUUAGUAAGUCCUGUAGAGCUGGUACAUCUCAGCCAGCAGACUGUGGAUGGCGACGCGCUGCCUUUGGAGGGGCAGGUGGUGGACGGCACCAUGUUGAUGCAACAGGAGUUGAUGCAGGGGGAGGUGGAGACCAACCAGGAGCACACGGUCAUAGAGAUCAACCCACCUCAAGUAGAAGAAACAAUAGGCGUCAUGGAGCUACAGUUGACUGAUGAGUCGGGUGGAGAUGAGUCUGGAUUCAUGGUAAAGACCAGGAUGGAGAUCACAAUCGAUGAGGCGGAAGAGACGCCAUGUCAAAUGCAGGUUGCAGAGGCACAAGCAGUUCAGGGAGUGGAGUUGGAUACCACUGGAUCUGGUAUGCAGAUUGUGGUGAUUGGAGAAAAUACUCAGGACACAUAAGACAAAUCAAUCCAAGCAGGGUAGGAAAAAGUGGACAACAUGUCAUGAACUUCAUGAUUUGACCCUCAUUGUGAAUUCUAUUUAUUUGCAAAGUUCAUCAACCUCCUGUAGUUUGCAUUGAAUCAAUUCAACAUUUUCAAAAGCAAGACCCCACAGUGCAACAGGAUUACAUUUAUUUUGCUAUGGUAACGACAAUGCAACUCUUGUAAUGUUAUAUAUAUAUAUAUAUA
Molecule: messenger RNA, 2881 nt
Organism: Nerophis lumbriciformis (worm pipefish)
Lineage: Eukaryota; Metazoa; Chordata; Actinopteri; Syngnathiformes; Syngnathidae
Gene: gmeb1
Product: glucocorticoid modulatory element binding protein 1
Biological process (GO): regulation of transcription by RNA polymerase II
Cellular component (GO): nucleus
Molecular function (GO): RNA polymerase II cis-regulatory region sequence-specific DNA binding
Source: RefSeq, a predicted model, not a curated record